CCAGUCUAGACCCCAGGGAACGGCCUUAGACACUCCAAAUGUAUCAAUUGCUACACCAAACCAAGGAACACACGGAACAAUACAGGCCAUUCUGGCAGGGGGUAAAUCAUCAUUUCUAAUACCAAACAGUUAAAUUCUUGUUCAAAAGUUUAUUGUUAAGUUUUUAAAAGUGGAUAUUGUGUUGUUGCAUUAGUUCCCUUCAAUGGUGCAAAUAGUGUGAUUGUUAUUUAAUAUUUUACCACACAUUCAAAGGGCCAAUGUUAUAUUUUUGGCUCUGCUGGUAAUCCAAGUUGAGAAUUACAGAUCACAGUUCAUAUAAUUUAUAAUACAUGACUUAUCCUCUUGACUUAAAUGGAUGUAUAUAAUGUUAACUUCGGUAACUAUAAUGUAUUUAUGAAAGGCACUGCUAUAUUUUCAUAGUACCUUACGGAUUUUAAAUUUUAUUAUACUUAUACAUGGAUUAAAAUUAACAAUUCAUCCAGUAUUAAAUUAUGUUGUAUCUGUUGUGAAAACAAAGUUAACAUCCAUUCACUGUUGGAUUUUCAACUUAACACCCUUGGUCAAAUGUUUCGUAGUUUGUUUUCAGAAAAACUGCCUUACUUAAUGCACAAAAGAAAUGCUCUUAGUGAUGUAACAGUUAAAAUUAUAUAAACUGUAUUGUUAUGCAAUUACUUAUAUUUUAAUAUUUUUAAAUAGGGGAAUUACAACUUCUCACCAUGUGUUAUGUUUACCUUCCAGAUCUUCUCAACAGCGCUGAUAUAGCAGGAUUGUCCCCCUUAGUCUAUCAUUUGAGUGGGCAAGGCCCAGGACCAUUAACUGCAGCCUUACAAGCCUCAGGGGUUACAUUUACACCAGGGUAAUUACUAACUUUGCUAUUCCAAACUUAAUAUACUCAGUCUCAAAUAACACAAUUUAAUCAAAAGGUAUGUGUACAGUAUAGCCUUCAGACACAAUUUAGAGAUGUUCAAUAAAAUAAAUUGCUGGCAUUAACUCUGUGUUCAGUUGCUACAGAACUUAUUUUCAGUCCACAAUGCUAAGUAAUCAAAAAUAUUCAAACCUCUUACAUUUUAAGAAAUAAACAAAUUUAAAAUUAAUUUUCAUAUCCUUUUUGUCCCCUGUCAAUGAGUGUCUAGACUUCAUCUAUUAUCUAUAAGCUCAUGAAGUCUUUUUAUGUUAGGUUAGGCUGCCACAACAGUAAAUUUUUAAAAAAAACUGUAACACAUCUUUGUUAGGCUGGAUUUUGAAUGCUUCUUUAUUGGAAGAACAAAAAAAAAAAAUUAAAAUUUGAGAGUUACAUGAGGUUAGCAUUAACGUAAAUAUAAGAGUAAAGUUUGAAGCUUGUUUAAAAUAUAAAUCAUCACAUUGUUAUGAGUUAAAUUAUAUUUUUAUAUAUAUAUUUCUUAUUAUACAUUUAAAAGUCAAUUGUUCAUGUGGUUUUUCUUGUACUAUUUAAAAAAGUCACAGGUCACUUUGCAUCUUUAAAAUAAGUUCAAUUCAAAUUGAAAAAUGGUUGGGAACCUGUGAACUAUUUGUUUUAAUAAACUUACUGUAAUUGAAAUUAGUCACUUAUUUAAUGAAAUAUAACCCUUUUUUUUUUAAAGGUAAAUGUCAUCUUUGUGAAUCAGCUGAAUAGAUAUUAUAAUUGAACACUUGUUCCUCAGCGGUACCAUGUCCAUGUCUUCGGCUCCAAUCCCUAUAUUGUCUCAGAAGGGUAACCUUAUAAAACAAGAACCCGGGUCUCCAAUGAAAAGUGAUCAAUCUGCGGGCGCAGCAUCCGUUACACCUCCUCCUCACCCAUCUGGAACGCUGCGGGGCUCAGACGAGCCAAUAGAUAAACGACCUCGAUUAGAUAAUGAUGGUUAAUGUGUGCUAAUUCAGUAAACAAAAAAAUUACAUAGUUUAACUUACACCAUUUGUUAAUGUUAUAGGGACGGGUUGAGUUAUGUUGUAAUAUGUAUUUGUUAAGGUUAAAUUAAUAUACCGGUAGGAACUUUUAAAAAUUGCUCUGGCUGCCUCCUACUUGGUGAAAAAAAGGUAUUUUGGGAAGGAAAUGUAACUUCCAUCUUACAAUAUUUAAUUAUAGUACACAGCACGUGUUAUGUAACUAUUUAUAAAUCAUUUGAUUAGCUGGAUGAAAAUAAAAAUUGUUAGUUAUAACACAGAAGAAAGUAAUUAAAUGUAGCUUGUUUAAAAAAAAAAUUUAACGAAUCUGUGAUAUUUUGCCGGUGACAUCAGCUAAAUAUUUCAGAGAGGUUUUAGAAGAUUGUCCAUGCACCAUAAUUUCUGGGGCUGUCGGAGGAAUUCUUGAGUCAGGCUAAUCUAGAUCAGCAGUUGAAUAACAACAUAUUAAACCAUAUUUUAUCGUGGGGCUUUAUCUUAUCCAUUGUUUGUAUUUGGGGGAAAUACUUUCUAUGUUAAACAAUUAUACAUUCUGCUCAUCACUUGUUGUUUUGUCACUGAGAUAUUUAUCAAAAUACAUGUCUUCAUUAUUACUGUUCAUCACUUGGAAAGAACCACAUUAUUUUAAACACUUUUGGUACCCGCAGGUGAAGAAGUGAGAGCACAAAAUUACCUGAUCUUUCUAAGGUCAGAUGAUCAUUGUUGAAUUCCGACACUGCACCUACUUAUAGUUAUAACCUCAAAAGUUUUUUUUUGUUAUAAAUAGAGAUGUCAUCAUAAAUUUUGCAGUAUCAUCAUGACUUAAGUUUUAUUGUAAAUAACCUUUUUUUUUUUUUUUUUUAAAGUAAAUUUUCCAUUUUUUGAAGUAAAAAAAUACAUGAUCAUUUUUUUAAGGAACUGGGUUGGAUUUAAAAAUUUUCUGGAAUUGGAAAGAAUAUGACGGAUUAAUCAUUGCACAGGUGUUCCUCCACCGUUAGUGUUAACUGUUCACUAGAGCUACAAAAUAAAUGAUUAAAUCUGUUUUCCUGCACUAUAUAUAUUAUAACUAGCAUAUCAACUACUUUCAUAUUUCUCAUCAACUUCCUUCAUUGGCUAUGAUUUUUCAGCAUUAUUUUAUUUGCAGAAUUCUUUCAUUGACAUUCAGUGUUAUUUCUACAUGUUAUUCUGUGUUUGCAAACAGUAAAUGUGCUGCUAAUACUUCUUGAAGUACAAGAAAGGCCUUCAGACUAUGUAGAUCUGCUUUACUUUUAACUAUUUUUGUUUUAAGGAAACAAGCUUUAUUUUUCUUUCCCUCCCAUUUUACAGCAAUUCUUGUGAUGUUUUGAGAGAUCAUUAAGUCAUUAUUUUUUUUUGUUAUUAAAGAGGUGAAAUUUUGUUUUUUUUUUCUCCAAACUAUGUGGAAAGGACUUGGUUUCCUCUCACUGAAAUGCAUUUUGUUCAUUGACUAAAUGUAUGCACUGCAUUGAAGUCGGUCAAAAACUAGAUAUUUUUAGACAUAAAGUUCUAAUCUUGUUUUAAACAAAAGGAAACAUUAUAACAAGACAACUGAAAUGUUUACUCUUUAUAUCAACUGGUUGUACAAGUAUGUACAAAAUUUAAAUAUUAUUUUGUAGAACAUUUUUUUUGGAGACCAAUUUGGUAUUGUUAAUUUUAUACUUCAGGAUAAUUCAUUUUUGUCUUUGUAAAGUUCAUCCUCUUUGUUGGAGUAGAUCAGACUAACUUAUGUAUUUCUUAAUAGCAACUGGUUUUUAGACAUGACUGAUUUCAGUGGCUCUUUUUAUAUAUAUAUAUAUAUAAAUAAAAUCAUCCCCAAUUUUGACAUAAUCUUAUAAUUGUGAUAUCACAUAUCCUAUGAACAAACUUUCCCAUUUAGUGCAACAGAACUUGGGUGUCCUGUACAAGCUGUAGGGCAUAUGCUUCAUAUCACUAAUAUGGGAGAAAUAGAAUAGAUCAAGAUAUUUAGCUUUGGUUUUUUGAGGCACUCGUUCCAAUGAAGAUUACCAACUCCUGACAUGGGUGUGGUGGCUCUCAUACUGAAUCAUUCAUGACUUGUGGAGAUAUCCCAUGGCUUCUGUUCAGAAAAUUGCCUUUCAUCAUCUUUAUCAUCGUUAUAGUUUAUGCUUUAAAUGCUGCUAGGAAAUCCAAGGUUUAACUGAUAUGAAGUUGCUAAAGUAUGAUAUUUUGUACAAAUAACAGAAUAAAUUUGGUAAAUCAUUGUCAACUUGUUAAAAAAAAUUAGAAAUAAUUGUAAUAGUUUCAUAUUUUUUUUAUUGUCAAGUAAAAGAUAAGUUGAUUUAUUGAUCCAAAUAAAUAGAAAUUUUAUUUUUAUGACAUUGUACAGAUUCAUUUUCAGCACAUAAAUUUAUACAUAUUUUAACCAAGACAACAUUUUACUAUUAGAAAAGUUUAAACACAUGACAUCUAAAGUAUUUCUCUAGUGAAAAAAUCAGUCAUCAAAUACAGAAAAAAACACCAUAUUAACUUCCUUAAUGACAAUAAUGACUUAAUUAUUUAGAUUUAGUAACAGCUGGUGAUGAGGAAAUUGACAAGAAACUAAAAUUUAUUGCAUUAUGUUUUAAAGGAAGACUCUCAAUAUUGCUUGAACUACUUUUACAGAUGGCGUCUCUUUCAAGAAAAGUUUGAAUUUCUAAAUUAAAAUCAUAGACCACAAUAGUUAGGAAGUUAUAACUUCACUAUAACAUAUUACACAUAAAAAACCUUUCUAAAAAAAGGGUGUUGCCUCUGUUAGAUCUCAUUUAGUAAUGGCUUUUGAAUAGCUGAUCUUACUUUAAUAUCCACCAUUCUCUAGCAUUAUGUUCUUGUAUUUUUGCAGAUCUAUACAUAUGUCUAAAACUAAACUCCCAUUUUUAUUCUCUCCCUUUCACCCAGUUAAUGUUCUUUGGCCUUAAAUCUGUUCUCUUUGUGUCAUGUUGCUAUGACAACAUAAUAUGUAAAUAGAGUGUGCACAUUUUGUGUAAAUAUUAGCUGACAUUUUUUUUUUUUUUGUGUUGAAUGCAUCUUUGUAAAUAGUUAUUACUGAACAGCAAUAUGUUGUUUCCACU
Molecule: messenger RNA, 4961 nt
Organism: Lymnaea stagnalis (great pond snail)
Lineage: Eukaryota; Metazoa; Mollusca; Gastropoda; Lymnaeidae
Source: the annotation of a GenBank genome assembly